AUGCCUACCGGUGCGAGUUCUUUGCCUUAUCUUUGCUAUGCCUUUCAUACCAGCGUCGGCUUGGCAGAGCUCAUGCACGUGGGCUUGGCGUUGUACCUGGGGGUAACAGGCUCCAGCCAUAUCGGCUUAGAUACCAAGGCCGACAUUGCUGAUAUCAAGGCAGUUAUGCCCACUUGUUGCAAAAUCCAGCGAGGGCUUGUUAUCUACAUAUGCUUCUUCAAAGGCGCUGAUGAGGAUCUUGUUCCAAAAAUUGUCAAUAUGCUGUUGAAUGUUAAAUUAAGUGAAAAUGAAAGCGGCGAGUAUGUUUCUGUUCUUGAUUUACCAGGCAAUGUGCUAAUCAUACCACAAGCUACCCUAGGUGGUAAACCAAAGGGAAGAAAGAUGCAGUACCAUGCAAACAUUGAAAAAGAAAAAGGGCUGGAACUUUAUUCUCAGUUUGUGACUUUGUGUGAAGAAGAACUGGCUGCCAAUGCCAAAUGCUUGGAAGCAGGUGUUCUCGUCAAGCAUGGCACAUACGGAAACAGGCAGGUGUUAAAACUGGAUACAAACGGACCUUACACUCAUCUCAUUGAAUUUUGAAAAAACAAGUGAUAUC
Messenger RNA from Nipponia nippon (crested ibis), 595 nucleotides. The record is from RefSeq and is a predicted model, not a curated record. NCBI's taxonomy places the organism in Eukaryota, Metazoa, Chordata, Aves, Pelecaniformes, Threskiornithidae.